CAUUUUGUUGCAAUUCAGACGGAGUCGGGAGAGAGUAGUGGCGUCCUCACGGCCACUUUUAACACCACGUAAGCUUCGAGAGGAGACGGAUUUGUGGGGAAAUAUAGCUCGCUGUGCUUCCUACGCAGUCCGCCGACGGAUUCCAAAGGCUAUUCUCACGCUGUAUUUUUUUUCUCUGACGAAGGGCUUCAUCUACCAAGCCCGAGGAAGUCGGUCUUCGACGACUUCUUGGAGCAUCGUGUGUCGGGGGUGAGUUGAUGUUCAGCUCGGCUCCACGGCAAAACAACGCUCAUUGGCACAUGAAAACCUUAGAUCUUGCUGGACAUAGACGUGCAGUGAGAAGUAGACUAAGAACUACUUCGAGGACCUGGGGCCCGAUUGGAGGCGAAAGAUUGAAGAGAGAUCUCUGCUUUCUGACAACAAAGAGGUGACACGCAUUGCAGCAGCAUAAUGGGAGGUGGAGAGAGGUACAACAUUCCAGUUUCCCACCCUGAGCGCCCUCUGACCAAGAAGAACCACCAACUUGGUCGGGCAAAGCAGAGAAGCCGUGACCAGAACGGAGCAGCAAUCUCAGCAGGAGGGGUAGGGGGCCUUCACCACCAUGGCCACCGCCGGAGCGACAAAGGCGCUGCCUACCACAGGUCUCCAGAGGCGCGGCAGGCCGUGUCUGCAGAGAAGAGUGCUUCUGUCCGUUUUGCCACCAACUAUGAUCAGAACUGGGAGGGUGCGGUGUCUCACCUUAACACGCUCCUGGCCACCCAGGGGAGUCCGAGCUAUGCAGGGCCUAAAUUCAGCGAGCCACCCUCACCUAGCGUGUUGCCUAAACCCCCCAGUCACUGGGUGUCCUUCCCAAUGGGCUCCUGUGACAACCGGGAGAUGAUGGCCUUCCAGCUCAAGAGUCUCCUCAAGGUGCAGGCCUGAGAGUGGUACCCUCACAUGAUCGUUUAAAAAAAGCCAAUGAACUGGGACUCUUAAAGGGCACGCACCCACCAGGAACACCUCAGUGCUGUAACGCUUUUAGCUGUUUUUAGAUUGACAUUCUUAAGUGUUUGGAAGCAUUUGCAGCAAUCUUUGCUGUGAAUGUUUGGUCAACACAUUUUUUUAAAAAAUCACUAUUUGAAGAUAUUACAGCAUCAGGGCCUUGCUGGUAGGUGAUGCUUUUAUCAGAGUCAGUUUCUGUGACUAAUGACAAACUGGAUUAUCCUUUUGUACCUCUAUUUUGUUUUGUUCUUUUUAAUGUUGGCUAUCACAGCAGAUGAGUGCUUUUUUUGUUCUCAAAUAAGGGAUAUAGUAUAGGUCAGGUAAAUUCCCAACACUUUUACAGUCCAUUUCUGUGGACAGACAUGCGUUUUCAUUUACAACGUUUUAUGAUUCUUUAGAGAUGCCUCUAAAGCUUCCGGUGCUAAAGCAAACUCACAUUUUGUAGCAUAUUUUUUGACUAGGGCCCACUUUCUUUUCUUAUGUAAUGUCUUCCUUGUUUGCGACGUAAAAUGCACUCAACUGCAGUUUUGCAGGGAAAAAGCCUAUCUUACUGGAGGUAAUAAGCUGUUGUGAGUAAGUACAGGUCAAUAGUAUAACCUCAGACUGAAGGGUAAUGAGAGACCAUGGCACACAGGCCUUGGACUGUCAACUCCUGUACCUUUUUUAUUGCGCUGUGCGCAGAUGCACUAUAGGAGCUGUACGUGUCCGAGGCCCACAACACUCUAUCAUAGCAUUAUUUUGUACAAGUCCUUUUAUGUUGUGAUUGAAAGAUGUAUGAAGUGCUGUAUGUAACCAAAGCAAUGUUUUCGCUGUAUUUCCUUUAAAAUUUUUUGGGACAUCCUCUGUGUGGUCGGCAUUGUUGCCACUGCCCCUUUAACCUUGCCAGCCCGAGUGGUGAAUGGGUUAGAGUCCUUUAGGUCACUUCAAGCUGUUCAUCUGUUCAAUCAGUACUGUUAUUGCUCCUCUGUCUCGGCCUAUUCAGGACAGUGCAGCAGCUCCAACAUGCGGAAGAGGGCCAGGCUUAUGUGGGACUGUUGAGUUUCACUUUCUAAGCCACAUGACAUGGUCCUGUUGGCUGCAUGCAUUGUAAGCAAGGUAAGGCCGAGCUGAGGAAGGUUUCUGAAGUGAAGUGGCCCGAGGGACUCAAGAUGAGGCAUGAGGCUGGUGUUUAUGUUUACAAAAUAGGUCUUUGUGGUUGACCAUCACAUAAUCAACAGACACCAUCUGCCUCUUGCCUCUGCUCCUUGUUGACCCUCUUGCACUGCAAUCAGACAAAUUUUUGUUUUUUUUCUACUAAGUUACAGACCAGGAUGCUAUUGAGAUGAUGGAGGCGUUAUCGACUAUCCCUAUGGAUUCUCUAUUUUUGUGAUUCAAUCCUCUAUUGAGGCUGUCUUUGCUUUACCCUUGCAGAAUUGGAGCUGUUUAUGGCCAGCCUAAAGAUGACAAAACAAAGUAUGUGAGCUUGUUAGUGUGUUCAAGAGCCAUGUAAAUAAUGAAAUGUAUAAAGUACUUGUAGCAUAUGUACAUUCGCAGGCCAAGUUUGGGGCCUGUCUGACAAAAGUAUUUUUAGUAAUAACACUGAAUGUAUAAGACAUGCUAAGGACGUGUCUUGACUUCAAUACUGAAGAAUAUUUUUGUUAAAAAAAUCUGCCUAUAGCAUUUGUCAGUACCCCUGCACUGUUAUCUUUACAGAGAUCUUGCACAUGUUUUUUAUUGUUUUGUAUUAUGCAGUGUAGGGUGAAAGAUGCUAAAUGCAAAUAAGUAAAACUAAAACAAAAUAUCAAUUGGAUUCUUGAGGAGACUUGCUUAUGUAUGGAUUUGAGUUCUGAAUGUGCUUACAGUUUGUAAGCGUGAUGCUUUUAAUCUUGAGUUGACCUUUUUGUGCCUAAGUUUAAAUUCAUGCUGAAACUGACUAGUUUCAUUAGGUGGCAAUGCCACACUGACCAAAUGUUUACAUCAGAACCAUCUUCCUUUGUCAGCUGUUCUUCCGCCAGCUGACAACUGAACAUGACCCCAUGCUGUUUGAGUACUACCUUUUAUAUUGGUUGUUCAUGUUAACAUUUUAUUUUCUUGCCCGGAUUAAGUCAUGCAUGGCAGUCUCCUUAUUCUAAAAUGUGUAGCUUGUAAGAAUUGGCUGUUAAUUUGUCCCACUGAAAUGUCACUGAUUAUGAAAAUGCCCUGUUUUUUGUUUUUACAAUUGGUUUAAAUUGGUAUUUCUAAAAGAGAAAAGAAAAUGCACUCUGAAUUGAUGACAAAAUUUUACAACAAAAAGAAAAAAUAAAUCCCUUUCCCUCCCCCCUA
Acanthopagrus latus (yellowfin seabream) is the source of this 3282-nucleotide messenger RNA. RefSeq names its product proline-rich nuclear receptor coactivator 2 (gene pnrc2). The coding region runs from base 451 to 921 and encodes 156 amino acids. NCBI's taxonomy places the organism in Eukaryota, Metazoa, Chordata, Actinopteri, Spariformes, Sparidae. Gene Ontology annotation, biological process: nuclear-transcribed mRNA catabolic process, nonsense-mediated decay. The record is from RefSeq and is a predicted model, not a curated record. Gene Ontology annotation, cellular component: P-body; nucleus. The transcript has 3 exons.